This is a messenger RNA of Phycomyces blakesleeanus NRRL 1555(-), 1786 nucleotides long. RefSeq names its product secreted flavin-containing polyamine oxidase. NCBI's taxonomy places the organism in Eukaryota, Fungi, Mucoromycota, Mucoromycetes, Mucorales, Phycomycetaceae. Gene Ontology annotation, molecular function: oxidoreductase activity. The coding region runs from base 51 to 1544 and encodes 497 amino acids. The transcript is spliced from 6 exons. The record is from RefSeq and is a predicted model, not a curated record.
CAUUCUUCUUAAAUUAUAAUCACAGUAGUAACUGGCAAAUAAUUUCAAUCAUGAAAUUCCACUCCAUUAGCCUUGCAAUCAGCCUCUCGCUCGCCCUGGCAACCUCAUUCUAUGGCCAGGUUGAUGCAAAGAAGAUUACCAAAUCCAAGGUUGCUAUUCUUGGUGGUGGCGUGAGUGCCAUAAAUGCUGCUCGCCACUUGACAGACGCCGGAAUUGAUGACUUUGUCAUUAUUGAAGCCAGAGAAAUACUUGGAGGAAGAGCCCAAGAUGUUCCUUUUGCUGGAAUCAAUGUAGAGGCCGGCUGUAACUGGGUCCAAGGUCUCGGUGACAACCCCAUUAACCAGCUCCGUCAGAAAUACAACCUGACUACAUCAGUGACAGACGGCGACAGUCUCGCUUUCUUUGAUGAAAAUGGCAAAACAGAUGCCUCUGAAACUUAUAAUGCUUUUAUGGCAGCUUCUGAUCGAAUGACUGAACUCUCAUUUGAGAGAAUCAAGAAUGACCAAGUCGAUCUUUCGGCCCGUGCUGGUCUUGAUCUUGCGGGCUGGUUCCCACAGACACCUAUGGAGAAGGCAAUCGAAUAUUAUGUAUUUGAUUGGGAAAUGGGAGAAACACCAGAAGUGUCUUCUAUGCAGUUUUCUGUUGAGAACUCCAACUGGACAUACACUGGUUUUGGUCCUGACAGUGAUGGUGAUCUGUUUGUCACUGACCCAAGAGGAUUCAAGCACAUCUUUUUGGAAGAAGCCAAUUUGUUCUUGAAAAAGGAUGACAGCCGUGUCAAACUCAACAGUACCAUUACAAAGGUCGAGCAUAACAAGCGUGGAGUCACUAUUCACACUGAAGAUGAGAUCUUUAAGGCUGACUAUGCCAUCAGUACAUUCUCUAUUGGUGUUUUGCAAAACCAUGAUGUCGAAUGGAGUCCAGCCUUGCCAGCCUGGAAGAUGGAGGGCAUCUACGGUUUCCACAUGGCCACAUACACCAAGAUCUUCCUCAACUUCCCUACCCAGUUCUGGGGCGAUGAACAGUUCUCUGUGUAUGCUGAUCCCGACAAGCGUGGAUACUAUGCCGCAUGGCAGAAUCUCAAUGCCCCUGGUUUCUUGCCCAAGAAUACAGACACAAACAUCUUCUUUGUUACUGUCACCCAGGAGCAGUCAUACACCGUAGAGUCUAUGGAAGACAGCGAAGUUCAGGCCGAAAUUAUGGAGGUCCUGAAGACAAUGUACGGAAAAGAUAUUCCAGAGCCCACCGAAAUCUUCAUUCCUCGUUGGCAUUCGAACCCUCUCUUCAGAGGCAGUUACUCCAACUGGCCUGUCGGAGAGUUGGAAGAGCACCACGCCAACAUGAAAGCCCCUAUCAACAACCGCCUCUUCUUUGCCGGUGAAGCCAUGUCUGAGGAUUACUUUGGAUUCUUGCAAGGUGCCUGGUUUAGCGGUGCUGAGGUUGGCGACAAUGUUGCCCAGUGUAUCAAGGGAAGAUGUCCACCAGCUCCUUACUACCCCGAAAUCAACAAUGUCAACUUGAAGUCAGAUUUUGUCCGUAGAUAAAUCAUCGACAAUUUUACCUUACCAUAUUCUAAUUUAGGCUACAGGCUUUUACAGUCAAAGAAGUCUUUUUAAAUAUUAGCAUUAAUUUCACUUUAUUCCAUUAUAUUUUAUUCCAUUACUUAUUUAUUUAAUUUCAUCUUACUUAUUUCCCAACAUACACAUAUAUGAAAUAUAAUAUAAUAUAUAUAUAUAUAUAUACUACUAUUAGUAUAUAUAAAUUUUUGUUCUUCUUUCAACACUUC